AAUCCAAAUGACAGAUCUAUAAUUAGUAGUUUAAACAGUCAUAUUUUGCCUCCAACAAAUGCCGCAAACCGACGAGCUAGCACAAGUCGCUUGGUGAAAAUAUUCCCUAACGUGUCAACCGUCGUGAGGGAUUUCGGGGGUAUUGAAUGACUGCAUACCGAAGUGAGGGUGUAAGACAGGGAGACGAGAAACAGGUUGGCAUGCACAACCGCGGGAUCGUCGCCAAACGUUAGGUAGACCGGUUCAAAUUAGUAGUGUGUCCUGUUCUUACUUUCUCGGGAAUGAUAUUUUCUCCUUGUUACGGGAGGAGUGGCUUAAUUUGAAUGGACCAAUCAGAUUCCAACCACUACCAAUACAUUGUGAGAGAAAAAGAUGAAACGAGCACUGGGGACUUCUCUGUCGGCCCGGUUCUGCACUCGCCGUUUCAGUGUAUCUAUAGUUCAGACUUCAGUGGACUCGACGUUGUAUUCGGUACUUCAAAUACAGCAGCAUCAAUCGGAAAGUCAGGAGCAAAGUUGCAACAGGUUGCAAUGAACCCAUAGAUGCACUCGGCCACAUUACUGAACGACAAAUCCAGUGUAAAUCUCGAUCGUGUCGAUACGAGAGAGAUAUCGAUUAACAAAUGAAAAUGAGUGAUACUACCGAGAAUAAUAAUAAAUAUAAAUGGACUCCGGAGAGUACAACCCUUCUUGUGUCUGUCUGGACGGACAGGCAGGUACAAAAACAACUCGAGUAUGCUGUGAAGCCUCAGCUGAUAUGGGAAAGUAUCGCCAAAUACAUGAGUAAAAAAGGGUAUGGAGUUACAGCUCGACAAUGCAGGUCCAGAAUGAAACAAGUGUUGGUUUGUUAUCGAGAGGCGAAAAAAACAGGAACCCGAGCUGGGGUCGAACGUUAUUAUGAAUCCAUUGAUAAGGUUUUGGAGAACAAACGGUUGACCAAGGGGGAAACUGAUGCGGAGGGGGAAGCUGAGACCGAUGCUGGAGGUGUGGACACUGUAGACUCCGGACAAUUCCUGCUGAAAUCCCCUGAAAAAGAGAUAAAGACUCACGCGAAUUUCUUAAUGCGUCGAAACAAAUUGGAGGAGCCCCCCGAGCCCCUAAUCCGUCAGAUUGAGAUUGACCCGGGCCCAUGGACCUAUUUACCCCAAGACUACUACGCAGAUUCAUCCGAAUCUAACGAAACCGUGAUGGCACGUCCCCAUCGCUCUCUAUCCCCGACAAUUCGGGACCCCAGAAUGAACCUUGAGCCAAAAGUACUCCGAUCCAACAUGGGUAAACCAUUACGCAGAUCUCUUCCGGAGGAUCGCUACCGGUUCAACACCUUCGAGACAAACCGCUUCUCCGACAUGCCAUUGAAAAAUACUGCGCAAAAUGUGCAAAACCAAAUAAUUCAGGAAAACAUGCUACUGAAAAAUCAAUUAUGCGAAAAUUAUAUGACCAAUCAAGGACUGCAACAGCCUCAUAACCCAGUUCAACCCAUGGAUUAUUGCGUUAACUAUGGAAAUAUCCCCCAGCGAAAUUAUCCCCUGGACAACAUGUACUAUCCGUCCAGAAUGUCUACCAACUUGGCCAGGAUUCAAAGUCAACUCCAGCAGUGUGCCCUGCCAGAACGAAUGGACAAUCCACAACAAGCAAAAAGCUUCCUUCCAUUCACCACAAAAAACUCGGAAAACGUCAACUACAAAAUUUCUUCACGUCCUCAACCAAACUGCCACUCUGACAUCGCUCCCAAUCUGAAUGAGGCCUUCUGUCAGGCUAAAAUCUCUCAGCAAAUGAAGGCCCAGAACUUGAACGAAACAUAUGAUCAAGAAACGGAUCCCUUUCCAGUGAAUGCAACUAUGAUGACGAACAACGCGACAUUCAACGAUGACACAUUGUCCAUAGAAUUCAUCCAAGACUCACCGAGCCCAUCUGAAAAUGAGCUAGUGGGUUCCAAAAAUGACUCCCCAAAUCCUCCGCACGCACCUUUCAGAAAGAAAAAGGCGCAGAAGCUGGAGCAGUUGAUGCUAAGUGCUAUUACUUCGCAGUCAGAAGUAGUUAAUAAAAUCCUAGCAGCUCAGGAUUCAAUGGUUGCUCGAAUCCUAGACAGAGAUCAGAACCGCCAGGACAGACUUGAGAAUCGUCUCGAUCAGUUGAUGAGCGUAGUUCAUGCCACAGUAUUGAACAAAAGUGGAUCGAGCGUUGAAAAAUCUGAUGAUAACACCCCACCCAAUGUUAUCACUUCCGUCCCUCUGUGCUUCUCCCCACCACCUAAACCAGGAACAAUUCCCCCAAAGUUGGAUCUAGUACCUCCAAAGCCCUGUAGAGUCCCCUGUACUAGUCCCUCCUCAAACAUUGAACUGAUAACCCAGAAUCCCAUAACAACAAGACCUGGGGUCAUUAGGCCAUGCAAACCAGGAACGAUAUGGUCAAAAUUGGGGCCAGUAUCAGCAUCUCCCUUCGUUCAGGCCCAGAAAGAAAUGAACACAGCAGCAGGAAUGCCUCCGGCCGUGUCCAACGACUGGAAAACAAAAUCAUCAGCUGAGAGAAACAUUGAACUUGGCUCUGCUAAAAUUUUUCAGGGAAAAGUAGCAAUGGAAGAGACUCAGAGAUUCCUGCAGGCUGAAAAACUUAUGGAGGAGAGAAUUGAGAAUGCCCGUCAGCUUUUCUUCAAUGAUAAUGAUAAUAAAAAGCCCGAUACCCAACCGGCUCGACGAAAGUUGUUCAAUCGUAUCAAAGAAGAGAAUAAAGGAGAGAAAGAGAUCAAAUGCCCAUCAGCAGCUAAAAUUCUAACGUCUAACUUCCUUGACAUUGAACGACAGGCUGAGGAACGAUCUCGUUUUUUUCCUAUCUUCAAAUACAAGAAUCAGAGUGACGAGCUUUUGAGUGGUUGCGGUGAGGGUUACGAUCGUCUGAGAAAUCUCGAUGAAGCAUUGGGUCUCAAUACAUCGACACCAGCAAAAACGGAUACAAAGCAAAAGGAUAAGGAUUUGGAUCUUGAUGACGUGAUCCCUAAGCAGACAAUUCAACAGCUGGCACAGUUGGUAAUGCAGAGUGCUCGCUGGAAGCAGGCAGCCACUCGAGUUGAACCGAUUUCAUCAGCACCUCCAGCUCCUCCAAUGCCGUCUGCACUUUAUGACAAUUAUGCUCAACGUCAGAGUUACAAUAAGGCUCGGGACUGGUUAGAGGAUCGUUAUACUUACGGAAUUGAAAAGAAUUAUGAAUCUCACAAGGGGGGACCAAAAAAAUAUCCUAUGGGAUUCAUCAAUCCUCAGGAUGUCCCGGAGAAAGAGAAUGAUGAGUUGAUGUGUGAGAGGCAGGGCUUUAGAUCGAUUGGCUUCAGUGCUCAGAUUGUGCCUUCAAAUCGAUAUGGACGGGAUUAUGAUUAUGUGGAGAAGGAGAGGAUGAUCGAAGGGAGGCCGAGGUAUCCGAAGGGGAAUUAUGCUGUGUCCAGGCAACGUGAUACGAAUGAUAAGUACGCUCGGGGGGAUGUGGGCCAGGAGGCGACGGGGAAGAAUAUUCGGAAUGACUCUGAUGUCGAGGACAACGAUGAGUAUCUGGAUACAACGACCACAUUGAAGCCUUAUCGAAAAACUUCGCUAACUUCCAAUGAGACUUCGGGAACUGGGACUGUUAAGAAUGUAGCUGGGUGUGCCAUAUCAUAAUUUGUUUUCCUAUUUUCAUUUUUUUACGUUAUUGGGGGCAAUGAAUGCAAUUAUUUCAGUUGUGAAGUAGUGGAGGAGAUGAGAGCCUAAAAUAUGACGUUAAAUUUUUUCUAUAACUCUUUAUGAACUGCAAAAAUAACUUCUUGAUAAAUUGCCGAAGAAUAUGUGAAAGUAAUUGAAUUUCACACUUCGUUACUUGUCUUCCAAGAAAGAAAGAAAUUUAUGAGAUUUAUCAAAGACAACUGGAGUUGACUUUUUGUUGCCAGUUCUACUUAUACUUUGUGUUAAAAAUUAUAGAAGAUAGUAGUUGUAUCUUUAUUUUUUAUUCAUUUCAGCUUGGCUGAUGAAAUUUGUACGUUUUUUUGUUUAUUUUUUCACAAUGUAAUAAAAAUAACGUGCUAAUUUCGCUGCAGGGGUUACAGAAUUUGUUUUCAAUAGUGAAACUAUGUUAAUCAACUUUGGUUUGAGGAGAUUAUUUUGAGAAUGUUUUGGGAUUGAAUGGAAACAUUACAA
Diachasmimorpha longicaudata is the source of this 4156-nucleotide messenger RNA. RefSeq lists its product as uncharacterized. The transcript is spliced from 3 exons. The coding region runs from base 623 to 3643 and encodes 1006 amino acids. NCBI's taxonomy places the organism in Eukaryota, Metazoa, Arthropoda, Insecta, Hymenoptera, Braconidae. The record is from RefSeq and is a predicted model, not a curated record.